Molecule: messenger RNA, 768 nt
Organism: Symbiodinium sp. CCMP2456
Lineage: Eukaryota; Dinophyceae; Suessiales; Symbiodiniaceae
Source: the annotation of a GenBank genome assembly
AUGGCCGAACAUGGCACGAGACGCAUUAGGCUCGACAUUGGCGGUGAAGAAGUUGUUGUGGUGUCCCCGGACCUUUUCUGUGUUGCUGGAAACAACCGGCUUUCUGACAUGACUGCAAGAUGUGACGAUCCGUUUGCAAGAUGUGACGAUGCUCAAAACGACUGGGAGGUCUUUGUGGACUACUCUCCAGAAGUCUUCGUGCCACUUCUCAACUGGCUUCGCCACUUUCGUGACAGUGAGCGUGAUGAGGUGAUCGACGUCGCGGUGGAGCCCCGCUACCGUCCCCCUUUCAUCCGAAUGAUGAUUUUCCUAUCCUAUGGGCUGCACUUCAUUCGUCUCGCAGGGAUCAAAGCUGGAGAACUCCUCGACCGGGGUUAUUCUCACGAGGAUCUCUUGGAUGCUGGUUUUGAGGAUUCAGAAUUGCCACCACCGGUUCUUGCUGAAGCGAGGCAGCGCAAAGGUAGCAUCAUCCCCGACAAGCUUCGGACAAAGAUUCUGCAAGUGGAAAUCGGAGGACAAAAAAACAUUACGGUCUCUCCCGAUUUGUUCGGUGUGGCUGGGGAGAACCGUCUCAGCAAACUGCUGGCUGGAUACUGUGACCCGGACCCAUGGAAUGUCGAAAGUACGCCUGACAUGAAGCUCUUUGUGGACUACUCCCCAGAGGAAAGGGGUUAUGGCCAUGAGUCGCUCCUGGAUGCGGGAUUCCAGGAGACGGAGUUGCCAAGGAUCCUCGACCCUGAGGACGAGAUGCCUUCUGGCGACAACCUU